Molecule: messenger RNA, 663 nt
Organism: Zymoseptoria tritici IPO323
Lineage: Eukaryota; Fungi; Ascomycota; Dothideomycetes; Mycosphaerellales; Mycosphaerellaceae
Exons: 6
Coding region: 1-663 (220 amino acids)
Source: RefSeq, a predicted model, not a curated record
AUGCCGACAGACAUGAAGCUGCUGAAAAUUCUGUCUCCAACGAAGACUUCACUCGAAGCUUCGUCCGUCAUCUUUCAACGAGGAAGCAAACCAUACUUCACUCCCGGACACACAUUCUCCAAACUUCUACAUCGACCGAUCGCCCCAACAUUUCUUGAAGCCAUGCAUUUCACAGAUGUGAUUGGGCUCGUCGCAGCUACCAUGGGCACGUUGACUUGUGCUGUCCCGGUCAGCAGCGUCGAGGACAUUGCUGCACCUGCUCAAGUCGGGAAGCGAACCAUCAUUUGGAACAACGACUUUGCCGCUGCUCUUACCGACGCGAAAAGAGACGGAGUCUACAAACGGGGCGGAGAUGGCAACACUCUGUGGAUCAAAGAGGAUGAUGAGAAGGAGGAGGAGGACCCUUUCGCCGAUGCUCUUGCCGAAGCAGAAGGAGAAGGCGUCCGCAAGCGGGGUGGAGAUGGCAACACUCUGUGGAUCAAAGAGGAUGACGAGAAGGAGGAGGAGGACCCCUUCGCCGAUGCUCUUGCCGAAGCAGAAGGAGAAGGCGUCCACAAGCGGGGUGGAGAUGGCAACACUCUGUGGAUCAAAGAGGACGACGAGAAGGAGGAGAAGGACCCCUUCGCCGAUGCUCUUGCUGAAGCCGAAAAAGCCGACAAGUAG